Molecule: messenger RNA, 527 nt
Organism: Cetraspora pellucida
Lineage: Eukaryota; Fungi; Glomeromycota; Glomeromycetes; Diversisporales; Gigasporaceae
Source: the annotation of a GenBank genome assembly
AAUAUGAUAGUAACAAACCCAAAGUUCCGGUUCAACUAUUUGUUAUGAGUCGUUGUCCAGACGCAGUCGCAUGCGAAUCUGUGUUUGGAGAGGUUUUGAAACAAACGAAUGAUAUCACCAUAAUAACCACAAAUUAUGUCGCAAAGCUUAAUGAUUCUGCAACUUAUGGUGCAUCCUGCAAGCACGAAGAUAUCGAAUGCAUUGAUCAAACAACAUUUUUCAACUUUCUCUUGUGUCUUAACCGCUACAUACCUAGAAUUGGUUCACGUGAUUGGGCAAUACAAUGUUCCAAAGAAGCAGGUGUGGAUUAUACGCCCGUAGAUAAAUGUGCAACUUCUAAUGUCGGAAAAAAUCUCUUUGUUAAAAGCGUAAGCAUAACAGAGUCAUAUGGCGUUAGUAAAAGUUGUACGAUUUACAUUGAUGGCAAACUGAGAUGUAUCAGAGAUGAUUUCUGGUAUGAUUGUCCUGGGGGCCAUGAAGUGGAUGAUUUUGUACGAUCCAUUCAAGACGCAUAUGAAGGCAUUUGA